Messenger RNA from Paramecium tetraurelia, 1869 nucleotides. RefSeq lists its product as uncharacterized. The transcript is spliced from 2 exons. The record is from RefSeq and is a predicted model, not a curated record. NCBI's taxonomy places the organism in Eukaryota, Ciliophora, Oligohymenophorea, Peniculida, Parameciidae. Gene Ontology annotation, molecular function: protein binding.
AUGAGUAGUUUGGAAUCAUCUCCUAGAAAUUCUCUUAAUAUUGUUGAUAUUCUGGAAAAGUACAAAUAGAAAAAGGCUAUUAUGAGUCCUCUUCCUCUCGAAUCCUUUUAAUAAAUUGUUUAGGAAGCUGGGUAAGAAUUACUCCAAUAGCAUCCAGAGGGUGACAAUUCUCACUUUAUUUCAUUCAAACAGCUUAAUUAAGAUGCCAUAGAUGAGUUAUAAAGAUCCCUUCAUUAAUCGAAAAUAAUGUGGAAUAAUUUUAGUAGGGCUUUAUUUGCAGCAAGUCCAAUUGAAAAAAAAAAUAGUUCCAAGAAAAUGGAAUUGUUGCAUAACAGAGAUGCCUAUUAUCGAAUAAAGAAAUAAAAUGAACUCUAAUUAAAGUUGCAAUUGGAUGGAAUAAAUAAAGAAUACCAAAAAAUACAUCUUGAAACUUAGGGAAUCAAAUCAUACCCAUCUAUCUCAACCAAAGACUAAUUCCGUUAGCAAUAGAUUAGAAGAUAGUUGCAAAUGGGGUGUAGUUAAGAACUUGUUCGUUAGGAAACAGAAUUAAUUAAAUAAUAAAUUGAACUUACAAAAUCUAGAUUAAUUAAUGAAGUCAAGAAAAUUGUUGUUUAUAUUUACAGCAAUUAAAGUAAUAGUUGGAAUCCUUCAUCUAGAGAGAGUAGUGCUAUGGUAAAUUAUAAUGAGAAACUAUAUCUUUAUGGAGGAUCAGGAGCUGGCCAUAUUAGUGAUCUCUGUUAAGCAACAUUCGAUAAAUGUAUAAUAAUAGAGUUAUGUUAUCUUAGAAUUCUAUAAAUGGACGACGAUAAAAUUAAAAUAGUUAGUAUUAUUUAGCUAAUCAUUUUUGGUGGUAUUUAAUACUCGCCUCUAAAGGAAGAUAGGAUUCAGUGUGAAGUAACCAAUGAAGUCACUCAUAUUAAUUUAGUAAAUUAUGAUGUGAAGGUUGUACAACAUGCUGGUAUUGUUUCUCCAAGGAAGGCACACAUAGCUGAAGUUGUUGGGAGAUAUCUAUUAGUUUAAGGAGGCAUAGAUUCGAAAGGUCAUUAUUUGAAUGAUUUCAUUGCUUAUGAUAUUGUAACAUAGAGAUGGUAAAACGUAGAAAUUAAUGCUCCAGUAUUUUAAGAUGGAAUCGCAUUCCAUAAAUCUUGUUCUGCUUUAGAACAUAAAUCUAUUGAUCUUUAUAGACAUGAUCCUGAUAUAAGUUUUGAAAACCAAGGCAUUUACAUCUUUGGAGGACUAAACUCUAAUGGACAUUACUUAGACAAACUCAUUAGGAUAGAUGUUAGAAGAAGACCUUUGUUCAUUGAGGAAGUUCAAUCAAAAGGUAGUGCUCCAAUUAGCAGAUGUUAACAUUCAAUGACAUACGUAGAUUAAUCAAAAUAAAUUGUCAUUUAUGGUGGCAAAAAUGAUGAUAUCAACGUUUAAGGAUUUUUGAAUGAUUUGCAUAUCUUAGAAAUCAGAAAUUUUUCAUGGACCUAAGUAGAUGUUAGAGGGUACUCUACUUUGGGAAGAUGUAGUCAUUCUGCUGCUGCCAUUGAUGAUAAAUUAUAUAUCUUUGGAGGUGUGAAUUACACAGGCUUUGUUAAAAGUGAUUUCUUAAUCAUAGAGCUCAAUCAAUCUAAGGCAUAAGAAUUAAGUUAAUAUGAGGCACAAACAGAAAGAAUUUCUAAAUAAUAAGUUCCUGUUUAAAUUAAACCUGCUGCAUCACCUAAAAUGGUUCUCAAUCUCAAAUAAUAAGUUGAAUAGAUCAAAAAAGAGAGUGAAAAAGUUAAAUUAGCUGACAAAUUAAAAAGAUAGAGUGUUGCAAGGCACAGUCGUAAUUUGACUGAUAUUCAAAUUUAUAAGACUUUUGCCACUGUUACUGAUUGA